Molecule: messenger RNA, 1083 nt
Organism: Octopus bimaculoides (California two-spot octopus)
Lineage: Eukaryota; Metazoa; Mollusca; Cephalopoda; Octopoda; Octopodidae
Product: glycine receptor subunit alpha-4-like
Biological process (GO): monoatomic ion transmembrane transport
Cellular component (GO): membrane
Molecular function (GO): extracellular ligand-gated monoatomic ion channel activity; transmembrane signaling receptor activity
Source: RefSeq, a predicted model, not a curated record
AUGACACGAAUAAGUGAUUAUGCACAACCACCCCCAUUACAUCACAAUUCGCUUAGUUCACAUCACAACACGGACACUACACCAAACAGCCCGCCAUCACAGAAUCAUGUCUCAACGCUGUCAGAACACCUUACACCACGGCGUGGUUACACCACACCACAUAAACCACCCCGAAACCAAGUGAUUUCAGAAUUAAUAAAAAACCAUGACAGAUUUGUUGCACCUGACUAUGAAGAAGAUUAUCCAACGGAAGUGAGUGUCCAGCUGUAUGUAAGCAGCGUCGACACAGUAUCAGAGCAAAAUAUGGAAUAUAGCGUGACUAUUCUACUGAGACAGUUAUGGCAUGACCCACGGCUCAAUUACACCAGAAUGUCUUCUCUAGCACGACUCGAGAUGGACAGCAGCCGAAUAAACAAUUUUUGGGUCCCCGACCUUUUCUUCAGUAACGAGAAAAAGGGUAGCUUUCAUGACGUCACCAAACCUAACCGAAUGCUUCUCAUCUAUCGAAACGGCACCGUUUUUUACAGCAUCCGGUUGUCUCUAACAUUGAGUUGUUAUAUGAGACUCGAACGAUAUCCGAUGGAUGAUCAGAUUUGUUCAAUGGUUAUGGAAAGUUACAGCUACAGUGCAGAAAAUGUCUUCUUCAGAUGGAUAGAAACACAGAAACCAGUUGUUGUGGAUAAAAGCAUUGAGAUGCCACAAUACACUUUGAAAAAAUAUGAUGCAACUGUUUGUAAAAAGGAUUAUGGCGAGGUAUUUUACCUCCUGUUGCCCACAGAGACCAACACCUGAUGUCUUCCCAGGAAAGGAAGAAUGGGGCUCGCUUCUUCAAAGAGACUUGAACACUUAAACCUUGACAAUCUACAAAGGGAGCUAUAUUUAUAUGUGUGUGUACGUAUGUAUGUAUCUGUGUGCGGCUCUGUGUGCCUGUCUGUAUAUAAGUACCUGCCAGUGUGUGUAUAUGUGAGCGGAGAUGAGGUGUGCAUGAUAUAUUUUAUAUGUAUUUUGUGUAUGUCUGUUUUGUAUGCUUGUAGCUUUAUUGCUUGUUUCAGUACACUGUGUGUGUGUGUGUGUGUGUGUGUG